GGUAAACCGAACCACGGCGCCAUAUUGAGAGAGAACGGAAGUGAGUGAAUUUUGAUGUGAAAAAGUGUUUGUAGUUUCUAGAAAACAUUGGAAAGAGUAAUGAAAGUCGUUUAAACGUACAGUUACGAUUGAAUUGGAACCAUUUUACUGUUUUGUUUUUCUCGUUUAAGAGAGACCCCCCUCCUCAAGAAAUACUUUUUCUUAACCCACCCUUGACAGUGUCAAGUCACUGAAAGCGCGCGGCAGCGACUGAACUCUUGUCGAAGAUGCCCUUGGCACAGUUUGGAGCAGACCCAUGGCAGAAAAUGGCCUUGGGGAAUUCGGAAAACGAGGUAAUGAACAUGCCCACGAACGAUGGCCACCUUAGUUCUAAUUUGUCAUCAAUGAUUGCCGCGGUCUCUUGUGAAUUCACUUCCUCCCACAGUUUGUGGGACAGCAACUUCGAUUUAGUUUCGCAUAAACUGUUUUUAAAACGUAAACGAUUAUAAAAGGACUAUAGUGGUGAUCUUAGCUGUCUUAUUUCUCAAGCACAGGCUGAUAACUGUAACAACAGCCAUUUGUUGCAGGAAAUCGUGAGUGGGAAAAAAACGAAUCGCUAACUACUACACUCACCACAGCGAACGUGAUGUUUAUCGGUCAAGUUGCCAUUUCUAAAGUGUAAACUAGGCCAAUGAAAUGCUAUAUGUUCUAAUCAACUAACAAUUGUCCAUGAAGCAUAUUAGACAGUUUCAAAAACACGAGCCCAUCCCAAUUUUGUGUGUGAGAGGGAGAGUUUAAAUCGCUUUCUGUGUUUCAGGUCAUGGAUGACUCAAUGGGGGAGGAUGAAACUGUAUGCAGUGUAAGUAAACAUUUUAAUAAUAAUCUCACCUGUCUUCUCCCAGACUGGCUCAUUUUCACAGAUGGUGUGCAUCACAGGAGGUUGGUGACACCUUAAUUGGGGAGAACGGGCUCAUGGUAAUGUCUGGAGUGGAAAUUGGAAUGGUAUCAAAUACAUGGUUUCCAUGUGUUUGAUGCCAUUCCAUUCGCUCCGUUCCAGCCAUUAUUAUGAGCCGUCCUCUCCUCACCAGCCUCCACUGGUGCGUGCAUAUGUAUUUAUCUUCCAUGUUCUCUCUCGUUCUGUUUUCUCUCUUUCAGUCCUAUCUUACCUACUCACACUCCUACAUCCAGGCACUCCACAAUAAUACUGAGUACUGUGUAUUAAUAUGGACUAGUGGUGGGGUCGGUGGGAGUAAAACGAGAGCAAAAUGAUUAAAGAGAAGAUGAGGGGUAUCGAAAGAGCGUGAAAGCGACUGUAAAAGAGGGAGAGCGCAUGCUAUGUCUUUAGUCAUCCUCCUCCACACCUUUGAUGCAGUGGGAGGGGGUGUUGGCGGCAUGGCAACCGGUUACAAGCUGUCAGUCGGGAGCUCCCUCCCCCGGCAGAUCAGAGUGCAGUCUCUCUCACCGCAGCCGCUCUGCCACACUGUGACACAGGGAGAGGGGCUCUGCUGGCCUAGCACCGGCAUGGGGGAUUUGGCCUCCGCUUCGGCAGAACACGGGCCAAAGAAGGACUUCGCUGAGAGCUGGUGUGCUGUACGUGUGUCUGAUGUGAUGUGUUAUGUUUGGGUGGGAAAGCAUGGGAGUUUAUUUCUCCAUCCUCCCACAGUAUGACUCUGCUGUAGUGCAAAGAAAAGGUUAUGAGUAUGCAGGGCUGAAACAGUCUCUUUCUUGGUAGGGUUUUACUUCAAAACUUGUGAAUGUAUUUUAUUUGAUUCAUUCCAUUGCUUCUGUUUAUUUGAUUAUUCUUUGCGACGUGUCUCUGUACGUGUGUGUGUGUUUGUUUAUAGAAUUGCUGUGUAUUGCUAUACUCGCUCUACAUUGCUGUGUAUUUGGGGCGCCCCUGGCUUUGGUUUGACUGUGUGUCUCGUCUUUUACAGGAUGAGGGCUCAGUGAAUGAGAUCAGUAUCACACAUCAUGUCAAAGAGGGCUCUGAAAGGGCUGAUCCUUGGCAGUUUGAAGUCCGCAAGGUCCUGGGAGAGGGAUCCUUUGGGAAGGUAAAUGACAGUGUGUGAGAUGAAACGGUGUAGUGGUCAUAAUGUUUGUGGUGUUAAUAUUAUGAAUAUAUUAAUUAUGGUUUUCUGUAUGAUCAUAUCUCUGAACAUUUGUCUAUAUGAAACUGACUGAUUCAUGGAAGCUGUUGUGAUUAACAGCUGAACUGAUUUGUCUCUUUAUUCAUGUUCUUCUGUUCAGGUCUUCCUUGUGAAGAAAAUAACAGGGCCUGAUGUUGGACAGCUGUAUGCUAUGAAGGUGCUGAAAAAGGCCACUUUGAAAGGUACACAAGUCUGCAGGGAUUUAUUUUUUGUGUGAAUUUGUUUAUAUUGAAUAUCAUGCUUGCAAUAGGUUUAGAACUACUUUACAACAACAGUAUAUAUGUUUUUUUGUCGAAUUAAUUACAGCCGUGUUUUACUUAUUUAUUUCAUGAAUCACCAGUGCGAGAUAGGGUCCGGACCAAGAUGGAGCGAGACAUUCUGGUGGAGGUGAACCAUCCUUUCAUAGUCCGACUACACUACGGUGAGUUAUCAGACAUCAUCUGACUGCCCUGUCAUAUUUCUACGUCUGAUAUAAGCACAGGUCAUCAAACCUUACAGAUGAGUUUUUACUUAAAUAUGUACCCAUGAUUCUUCACAGCAUUCCAGACAGAAGGGAAGCUGUACCUGAUUCUGGACUUCCUCCGAGGUGGAGAUCUAUUCACACGGCUGUCCAAAGAGGUGAGCAGAAUUAAAAUCCUACGUUUAUUUUUUAUUAAUUAAAAUGGUCUGUUUUUCCUGGGAAUUCAUAUCCGUAUUAGAAUAGUUUUGGUGAGUUUGUGUAUUAGGUGUGUUGUUUUAACCAGUCUGCCUCCCAGGUGAUGUUCACAGAGGAGGAUGUGAAGUUCUACCUGGCAGAGCUGGCUCUGGCCCUGGACCAUCUGCAUGGCCUGGGAAUCAUCUACAGAGACCUGAAACCUGAGAAGUACCUAUUACACUAACGCUAUAACAUUGCUUCUUCCCAUUAGUUGCUUGUUUCUCUUCCAAUCAGCAACCUGGGAAAUUAUUGUGUAUUCUUUAUAUAAAUCUAAUGUUAUUUUGAGCUUAGAAGUUACGAUGUUAUAUACUGUCUAUUUACUGUAUGCGUUUCUGCUGGCUGAUGUUGUAUUCCUCUCUGACUGAGAUCACUCUGUCCUUUCAGCAUUCUGUUAGAUGAGGAGGGCCAUAUCAAACUCACUGGUGGGUGAUUCUCUGCUCCUGUUACAUAUGCAUGUUUCAUAUUCACACUCCGUCUGACUCAGCCACCGAGCAGAAUAACAGUGUUUUUAAUGGCUUUGUCAUUUUAGGAGCCCUUAGUCUGCCUAUGUACCAUUUUGGCUUGACUACGAAUAGACUUUAAGCACAAGCUCGUGUUCAACUCGACUCUCAUUUGGCUGCCCUUUGUUUGUUCCAGACUUCGGCCUUAGUAAAGAGUCCAUUGAUCAUGAGAACAAGGCCUACUCUUUCUGUGGAACAGUGGAGUACAUGGCACCGGAGGUCGUAAACCGCAGAGGACACACCCUUAGCGCUGACUGGUGGUCCUACGGCGUGCUCAUGGUGAGUGCUGGAGUUCCAAAUGCAUCUGGAUCUUUGACAUUUAUUACUCUGGGAUGUGUUGAAAUAUCUGAUAUCUGGUAUCAAGUGUUUCCUCAUUCAUAUCUGCCUGGAUGGGCCAAUGUGUCCAAUGGCUGACAGUGCCACUGAUUAGACAUGUUACUAAAACGUUUUCAUCUUCCCCAGUUUGAGAUGCUGACUGGGACAUUGCCUUUCCAAGGGAAGGAUCGGAAGGAAACCAUGACCAUGAUACUGAAGUGCGUCUUACUCAACCUGUCUCGAGUACCAGUUUAACCAGGCGGUUAGCAAAUAACAGUUUGAUCUCAAUCUACCAUCGUAAUUGUUUUGUUUGCACUGCAGGGCCAAGCUGGGAAUGCCACAGUUCCUGAGCCAAGAGGCCCAGUCUCUCCUACGUAACCUUUUCAAACGCAACCCAGGCAACAGACUAGGUAAUCAAUCUCCAUCACUAAAAUGGUAUUGUGCGCCAUGGCUUGUAACUGAAGAGUGCUUAAAGCAGCAAUCGGCAGUUGAAACAAUAACAAAGUGCAUCCCUGCCUGUUUCGGUAAAAAGCUGAGGGAUGGGGCUGGAGAAAUAUAACCACUCUCAAAUUCAUAGACAGAGCUAUGGAUGCAAAGACUGACCAUUCAUGAUAUCAAAAUUAUAGUUUUAAAUGUUUUUAGGCUAUAUAAUGUUUUACAUUUUACUUUGUUUACAAACAUUGGCAUAAAACAUGCUUAUAUUUUGAGUUGUGAUGGGGUACAACAGUUGAACUAAGCUCAUGAGGCAUUUUAUAAGUUAUCUUCUUCAAGAAUCAAUGGGUGCAUAUAAUUAAUUCACAAGUCCAAAGAUGUAUGUAGCAACCGCAGAUUGCCCCUUUAAAUAUAUCUCACUCAAAUGGAAAAAAUAUCUUCACACUCUAGUCAGAUUAUAGUGUUUGACAUUUGUCAUCACUGAAUGUUUGCACAACUGCAAUCUUAUUACAAAAGAUACCACAUGUAUCCUGAUGUAAUGCGUGUGGAUUUGUUGUUCACAGGUGCUGGUCCAGACGGAGUGGAAGAGAUCAAGAGACAUUCCUUCUUUUCCGUUAUUGACUGGAAUGUAAGUUUGCCUUUUCAUUUGUGUGUGUGUGUGUGUGUGUGUGUGUGUGCCGUCUGCCUGCUCCUCUGUCCAUGUGUUUUAUAAAUGCUUUUGAUGUUUUUAACAUGUUUAGGUUUAUUCCAAUGUUUUUCCCUUUUUCUUGGAACGCCUGUAGAAAUUAUUCAGGAGAGAACUCCAUCCCCCCUUCAAACCUGCGAGUGGCAGACCUGAUGACACCAUCUACUUUGACUCUGAAUUCACUGCAAAAACUCCACGGGGUAAAUAACAGAUUCUUGUUUGUCGCUUUUACAAUACAAUAUCAUAAUUGUGUGUGUGUGUGUGUGUGUGUGUGUGUGUGAAUGAAAAGUAGUGAGAGGAUUGACAUGAGGAUUGUCCCCACAGACUCUCCCGGCUGUCCCCCGAGUGCCAACGCCCACCAGCUGUUUAGAGGCUUCAGCUUCGUGGCUAUCUCAGAUGAGGAGAGUCAACCGCCACAGAACAUUAACAUCAACAUGACCUCUAUACAGGUACCAACACACACGCACGGGAUAGGUCCCUGUGUUUUAUUAUAAUAUGGUUGUGUGUGGAAAUAACAGAAUAACAGUCUCUGUAUCUAUCUCUUUCUUCAGCAACUCCACAGAAACACGGUACAGUUUAGUGACGCCUACGAUGUGAAGGAGGACAUCGGUGUGGGCUCUUACUCCAUAUGCAAACGCUGUGUUCAGAAGAGCAACAGUAUGGAUUAUGCUGUAAAGGUGAGCUGUAACACUGUCAAUAUCUCACCCUGGGGCUGCCCAUGGUAGAAUGGUAUGAUUAACGGUUAUUACUGAUGUUGUUAUCCCAGAUCAUCAGUAAGGCCAAGAGGGACCCCACAGAAGAGGUGGCGAUUCUUCUGCACUACGGACAGCACCCCAACAUCAUCACUCUCAAAGAU
Coregonus sp. 'balchen' is the source of this 5608-nucleotide messenger RNA. The record is from the annotation of a GenBank genome assembly. NCBI's taxonomy places the organism in Eukaryota, Metazoa, Chordata, Actinopteri, Salmoniformes, Salmonidae.